CUUCCGGAGCCCCGUCUACGACCGCUUUUUAUGUUAGGUGGCUGCGGUUCCUGUGGACGUCUGGAUUCUCUGAGUUCGAGUAUUUGGGAGUGCCACCUUUUGGCCCUACGCCAUGGGAGUGACUUGUGUGUCCCAGAUGCCUGUGGCUGAGGGCAAGAGUGUCCAGCAGACGGUGGAGCUCCUCACCAGGAAAUUGGAGAUGCUUGGGGCCGAGAAACAAGGAACGUUUUGUGUGGACUGUGAGACUUACCACACAGCUGCCUCCACCCUGGGCAGCCAAGGCCAGGCUGGGAAGCUGAUGUGUGUGAUGCAUCACUCUGAGUACCCACUGAGCUGCUUUGCCCUCUUUGAGAAUGGCCCUUGCCUCAUUGCCGACACCAACUUCGAUGUGCUCAUGGUGAAGCUCAAGGGCUUCUUUCAGAGUGCCAAGGCCAGCAAGAUUGAGACCCGGGGGACCCGCUACCAGUACUGUGACUUCCUGGUGAAGGUUGGCACAGUCACAAUGGGGCCCAGCGCCCGUGGCAUCUCUGUGGAGGUGGAGUAUGGCCCUUGUGUGGUGGCUAGUGACUGCUGGAGCCUCCUGCAUGAGUUCCUACAGAGUUUUCUCGGUAGCCACACGCCAGGGGCCCCCACAGUAUUUGGGAACAGACACGAUGCUGUCUAUGGGCCAGCAGAUACCAUGAUACAGUACAUGGAACUCUUCAACAAGAUCCGAAAACAGCAGCAAGUGCCAGUGGCCGGGAUCCGUUAGUGACUGGCAGUGGCUUACCUGCUGAGCUGUCACCAGGGUAUUGCCAAGAGGAGCAGGUGCUGUACUGAGGGUCCUGGGCCCCCGGCCCAGCUGGUUUGCAGCUGUAGCUUGUGUUCUGGGGUUUUGGACUCCCCUCCUGACCCCAUCACAGCUGGUUUUUUUACUUCAUGCCUUAACUGGAUUUGGCUUGUCCUCAAGAUUGGUACUUGGGAAGAAUGGAGAAGCCUGGACUGUCCU
Acomys russatus (golden spiny mouse) is the source of this 988-nucleotide messenger RNA. It is a transcript of the gene Med20, whose product is annotated as mediator complex subunit 20. NCBI's taxonomy places the organism in Eukaryota, Metazoa, Chordata, Mammalia, Rodentia, Muridae. Gene Ontology annotation, molecular function: transcription coactivator activity. The transcript has 4 exons. Gene Ontology annotation, biological process: regulation of transcription by RNA polymerase II. The record is from RefSeq and is a predicted model, not a curated record. Gene Ontology annotation, cellular component: mediator complex. The coding region runs from base 113 to 751 and encodes 212 amino acids.